Molecule: messenger RNA, 2130 nt
Organism: Trichoderma virens Gv29-8
Lineage: Eukaryota; Fungi; Ascomycota; Sordariomycetes; Hypocreales; Hypocreaceae
Exons: 3
Coding region: 1-2130 (709 amino acids)
Molecular function (GO): protein binding
Source: RefSeq, a predicted model, not a curated record
AUGCCCAACUCACACCGGCACCUCCAUCGUCGGCGAGACAUCCUCGACGACAUUGACGACAUUAUCAAUGGCGUCAACCCUCAUGACAAGCAUGUCAACAACGCGGAGAAAGAUCAACAGGCGUCUGUGGUUUAUGUCUACAAGACCAUGUCGGCUACCUUUUCUGGUUCCAUUGCGGGUUACAUGACCGUGCACAGCACUCCUACCCCGAAGGAGACACCGAAGCCUGAGCCCACUCCAAGUAAGAAACCCGAGGAGAUGCCAACGCCAAAGGAAACUCCAAAGGACACCCCAAAGCCGACGCCGACGCCAAAGGAGACGCCCAAGGAGACGCCCAAGGAGACACCAAGUCAGCAGCAGAAGCCGCCAUCCCAGACACCCAAGGCGAGCUCUUCUACUCCCACUGUCAUUCGUCCUCCUGCGCAAACUCAGUCCAAGUCCGACGAUACCAUCGCCAAGGCUACUGGUUCGCCCACGCACUCCUCAGCCUCGCCAACACAACUGGCUGUUGACGGCAACCGGGCCCACUCUGCCGCCCCUACUCUCGACGCGGCAUCAGCAACAACAACCCCCAACAGCGUCAACGAGGCCAGCUCCGGAACCAGCGCUGGUGCCAAGGCAGGAAUUGCCAUCGGAGUGCUUGGUGGUGUUUUUGUUGUAGGACUGCUUAUCUUCUUCCUCAUCCGCCGUCGUAAGCAGCAAGCUCAGCUUGAGGAGCUUCCAGACGACGAUGAAAAGGCUGUUCCUCCACCUCCCGUCCAGCAGCGACCAGUUGUGGCACCAGUUGUGGCACCAGUUGUGGCUCCAGUCGUGAAACCAGCCAUGACUCCAGCCGCGGCACCCGUCGCUGCAGCCGCUGUUGCACCUGUGGCUGCUCCUGCCGAGCGCUCAGUUUCACCAAUGUCAUUUGAAAUCUCACCAGCUCCAUCGCCGGAACCCAUGGAGGACUUCCCCGUCCGCACAGACCCGAUUGCGCCGCGUAUUAGCCUCCGACCCGUGACUCAGUUCCUCCCCGGCUGGGAUCUCGAGAAGCAAGCCGCCGCUGCUGGCACCGCUGCCGCCGUUGGUGUCGCAGUUACUGGUGAUGCUGCGGAUCGACCUAAUACCAGCCAGAGCAGCCAUCCCGCUAAUCCCUUUGGCCAACAAGCCGAGCGUGUUCCCUCUCCUAUCAAUGAUUCGCCAGCCCCCCAGACUCCGAUUUACAAGCCCUACACGCCCUCUGUCAUGUCCAUGGCCGAGAACUCGCCAGAUUUGGAGCUGUCAAAGGCUGAGGAGACUGCUGCUGUGACCGCUGCCGUUGCCGCCACCGGAGUGGUUGUCGCGGCCGGAACUACCAAGCUGGCUCGCAACGCAUCCAUGCGAAACAAGAACAACGUUGAUCUGACCGUAAACACCCUCGGUGCUGCUCCCCCCAGCCCCGCCGGCUCCGACUUUAGCGUGUCAUCGGGCACUCUUGGAUCUGGAGCUGGUGCGGCUGCUAUCGCUGCAGCUGGUGGGCCAGCGAACUCGACAGUUCACCGCGUGCAACUGGAUUUCAAGCCCUCUCUCGAAGACGAAUUGGAGCUGAAGGCGGGUGACCUGGUACGCCUGCUUCACGAGUAUGACGAUGGCUGGGCGCUUGUCAUCCGUCUGGAUAGGUCCCGACAGGGUGUCGUCCCUCGCACAUGUCUGUCUACUCGACCUGUGAAGCCUCGGCCGCCACAGGGAGGUCCUCCCGCCGGCCCUCCCAGGGGACCCGGCUCCCCCUCUGGCCAGCGACCAAUGACUCCCCAAGGCCAACAACGCCCGAUGACACCUCAGGGCAUGCGGGCUCCUAACGGCCCUCCCAAUGGUGCUCCCCGUAUGGGCCCAGGUCCCGGCUCGCGCCCCGCAUCCCCUGCCGGUCCGAUGAUGAACGCCAACGGCGCAGGCCGACCCCAGUCUCCAAUGGGUCGCCCGAUGAGCCCCGGACCCAAGAACCAGGGCAGCCGACCGCAAAGCCCCAGCACAAUGAGCCAACGCGGAAGCCCCCCUGUUUCCAGCCCAUUGAACCCAAACCCACCCUCGCCAACGUCAUCACCAACAGAGCCAGCGUCGGGACCCCAAACAGGUUCCAUCGGUAGGAAGCCUGUCCCCGGCCAGGCUUACUGA